UGAUCUCGUCCGUGCCGGACCCUCCAUCUUUGACAUUCACCCUCAGCACCCACCCUCGAUACUGUCGAGCCUAUCCGCUUCAUCAUGGAGCAUCCAGCCGACGAUCCACUCAACGGCGACGAGCCCGCCGCUUCCGGCUUCCGACCCAGCUCGCUUUUUCCGUCCUUCUGGCAAGCGCCAUCCGACGACGAAGACGUCCCCGACGACAGCGGUUCUGGUGCCCAUCCAUCUGCAACCCGCCCAAGCCGCGCCCCCGAGCAUGCAGCUGGAUCGCUCUCGACCGCUGUAUUUCCCAAGUUCGAUUCCUUUUCGUUCUCGUCGGCGCCAAGGAUCUCGACUUCGGCCCUGACUCUCGCCAAAACGCCUGCCGAAGCUGUCCCCAGCACACGGCUCUCCCAGAUCUUGCUGAGGGCCGAGCGACAGUUGAGAGAGACCAGCGCCUCGACCCGCCGAGAUCCAGCAAGCUUGGAAGAGGCCCGACGGUAUGCAGAGUAUGAGCAGUCGCUGUCGACUGAUUCCCGGGCCCACAAGCGACGCCGACGUUCCCUCGAUUCAGAUCGCGAGCUUUGGUCCUCCGACAGCGACUCAGACCACAAUUCCGGUCGAGACAGGGGACACAAUCGAGAUCAAGACAGGGCUCGGGAUCGAGAUCGUGGACAUGGUCGCAAUCAAACCCACAAGGACAGAGCCAAUGAUCAAGAUCGAAGCGAAUCCCGAGAUCGAGACAGAAGCCGACACCGGCACCGGCACCGAUCCGAAAAGACCAAGAAGGAGAAGCGCUCGAGCCACAAGGGCCGGGAUGUGUCCAGCACCGCUCGCGAGGAAUAUGAUGGCUUCUACAUCGACAAAAAGGGCAACCAGGGCAACUUUCAGAUCGACGGCACCAGCAAGUACGAUCUGCCCGACUAUUACCGACAAAGCGACCGUAUCUAUGGCUGUCCCGGCUGGAAGAUCGAUUUCAAAGCCUCACACAGAGGAAAGGGGAUUGUGCUCAUCAACAAGCGUCGUGCCGGACAUGAUAGCGACACCUAUAAAACCAGAUACAAUGACUUCCGCGCGGCGCUCCAGACGGAUCCUAUUCCAGUCAAAAAGAUAAUAGAACGUGCGGCUACUGCCGCUGCAUCAGGCACUAUCGAGCAGGAUGAAGCAGCCGAUUUCUUGCAGUUUGAACCCGCGCCCGUGGAUGACGAUGAGGACGAGACUCAGAUAAGGGCGUCUGAGAUCGCUCCGGUCGAUGCAGCCAGUCAGGAGUAUCUCAAGCGAAACCAAGAGUUCAGCCAGAAGCUCAGCGAGGAUCCGACGAAUCUCCAGAUUUGGUUGGACUAUGUCCGGCUACAAGACACCACCAGUAAGCUAUCCAAGCGUGGCAAGCCCGCAGAAGCCAACCGAUCUGUCGUCGAGAAGAAGCUUAGCAUCCUCGAGCGAGCCCUUAAAUCGAUUCCCAAGAACGAGCAGCUCCUGGACGUGUACAUGGACUGCUUUGCGCGCAUCUUUGAGACGACCGCUGUCCUGGACAAGUGGGACUCGAUCCUCAAAGACUUACCGCACAGCCCACGGCUGUGGAGACGCUACCUCGAGUUCCGUCAGACAAACUACGCCUCUUUCACGGCCAGCAGUUGUCUCGACAUGUACGCCGAAGCCAUACAGAUCUUUUCCAGACGGGGCCAGCGAUACCAAGAUCAAGACAACGAGCAUAUCCUGAUCGAUCUCUUUACGCGCGCAUGCGUUUUGAUGAACGAGUCUGGUUAUGUCGAGCAGUCGAUUGCGUGCUUCCAAGCUCUGGUGGAGCUGAACUGCUUUUGCCCCGAGAAGCUGGCUGCUUUGUCGCUUGACCAGAGACUCCACGCACUGGAAGAGUUUUGGGAAGCAGGCGCUCCGCGCUUUGGAGAAGAGGGAGCCAAAGGAUGGGCCGCAUUCCAUGAUGCUGCAAUCCCCCACGAUGUGUCAUCGUUGCCUCCCGCUGCGAGCACCAGCGAAAGCGACGUCGAUCCCUCAGAUAUCUACAACUGGUGGCUUUCCGAGGAUCGGGAUGGAUACCGCCUAUGGAUGCCAGAGCGCAACACCGACGACAACGAUUACAUCGAUCCCUUCCGACCCGUUGUCUUUCAAGACGUCAUGCCGUUCUUGUUCCAGGUGCGAUCGGCGUCCGGCCGAUCGCACAUUGUGGCGUCGCUUCUGAGACUCUUGCGCCUCGACAUCCACUGGCGCCCAGUUCCGACUCUCAAGCAUGCGCCCGACGAAUCCGCAAGCAUCGGAGAACCGCUGUUGUUGGUGCCGAGCCACUUCUGGAAGCCGUCGAGUGAACACGUUGAUAUAAUCCGCUGUCGAGACGUGGCGCUGGAUCGCAGUGAAGCUGCGCCGUCCUGGCCGUCCCAGCCCAGUCUGACCGACUUUCCGAUGCACAACUUUCCGUGCGGCAUCGCGGAGAUGUUUUCAUUCGGAGAGUGGUUUGGAAUCUUCCAGCGCGAGGUCAUGGCCGAUCUCGUCAAGGGCGGACUCGGGAUGAAGACCUUUGUCUCAAACGUCCUGCAGCAAAGCCGCCAGCUGGCGCUUGAGUUUGAUCCGACAGUACUGCACCUUGCCUUUGAAUGCGCCGAGAGUCCCAAGCGGGCGGCAAAGCUCGCCAAGGGCCUGCUCAAGACCGAACGGAUGAACCUCAUGAUUUGGAACGCGUAUGCUCAGAUCGAGAAGAGCAGAGGCAACUUUGACGAGGCUCGGAAGGUGUAUGAGACGGCCUUGAUGUCGUAUGGCACAUUUCCAAUCGAGUACCAAGUCGAUGCCCCCAUUUUGCUGUGCAUGUUUGGACUGAUGGAGGUCGAAGGCGGCAACCACGAUGCAGCACUAGAUGUGUUUUGCUCGUUUAUGGACGGAAAAGUCAACUACGAUCCCUCCCAACGGACCCGAGCCGCCCCAACGCGUGUCCUCAGAGCCAAGAAGAGCUACCAGAGCUUCUGGGAAAGCACCAGGAUCAGUGAGCCCAUGUCCUCUCAGACGUUGGCCAAUACCCAUGCGCUUCUGACGAGCUACAUCUACCUCGAGUACCUCUCUGUCAACGCCGACCAUGCCCUCGAUAUCCUCAAUCGGAGCGUCCUAGCGUCGUUCGAGGGAUACACGCCUGAAGGAAGCGAGCCCUCCUCCAUCUCCGAAACUCGCAGGCUCCAGUGUCCGCGGCUUCUCGAGCUCUUGCUCAUGACCCGAGCCCGGAUUUUGGUGCUUCACAGCCAACAGGGUGCAUACAAACCGGGGACCUUGCGCGAAGCCUGUGAAAGGGCCCUCCAGAUUAUGCCCCACAAUACCCUGAUCUGGAGUGUCUACGGAUGGAACGAAAAGCGCAUGGGUUUUGAGGGCAAAGUCCGGCUCGCCUUGGACAUGGCGGUGCAAAAGAGCCCGUCGUGCACCUUGGUUCUCUUCCACAUCUGGUCCGAAAUCCACCAGCGACACCAACACAACAGCAACAUCAUCCGGUCGGUCUUUGAAGUAGCCACACAGGAGCCAAGAAUUUCGGCCUGUCCGGCGAUUUGGGUGCUGUACAUUGAAUUUGAGGUGCUUGAGGACAAUCCCAAACGAGCCAAACUCGUCUUUUUCCGAGCCAUCCGAAAUUGUCCGUGGUCAAAGGAUCUCUACGGACUGGCUUUCCGGUUGCUAUACCCAACCUUUGACCGUGACGAACUGGAGGAGGUUCAGAAGCUCAUGGAAGAAAAAGAGCUCCGGAUACGAAACCUACUGACGAGAUAGUGCCCUCUCUCCUGGGAACACGUCGGGGAUGAGAUGCACACUCCCACAGGCAUCUGAGUGCUGUUGUAUAUUGCCAUGCUCACAAUCCAAGCAAAGAAGCAGGCGCCAAGCUAUCGAAUGUAUUGAGUCGUCACAACGAUCAAUAGAUUGGUCGUGAAUGCUCGAUUGGCACGCCUCUGAUGACAGCUGCCUCCACCCUCCCCACUCGGUGAACAAUGCUGGCAUGGUGAUGAUGCUGAUGAAUGGGUAUUUGUUCUUGUCGCAAGCACCGCUCUCGCUACUACCGAAUGUGCCUGCUGCUCUCGUAGACAGUGGGAUUCACAUUCCUUCCAC
This is a messenger RNA of Polychytrium aggregatum, 4068 nucleotides long. Its product is annotated as NRDE-2, necessary for RNA interference-domain-containing protein. Bases 85 to 3735 code for a protein of 1216 amino acids. Lineage: Eukaryota; Fungi; Chytridiomycota; Chytridiomycetes; Polychytriales. Gene Ontology annotation, biological process: regulatory ncRNA-mediated post-transcriptional gene silencing; negative regulation of RNA catabolic process; RNA processing. The transcript has 21 exons. Gene Ontology annotation, molecular function: protein binding. Gene Ontology annotation, cellular component: catalytic step 2 spliceosome. The record is from RefSeq and is a predicted model, not a curated record.